AUGAAGAUACAUGGUCUGUCACUUGUGCUCAAUCUUUUUUCUAUUCUGUUCCUAGCAUGCACUUCUUCAGCUUACAAAGAGUUUUGCAAUCCACAGAAAAACUCAAGCUGCAUUGCAAGGAACCGAGCACUUCAGGAACCAGUGAAGGACCCUUUGACAAACAACAGUGCCGCAUUUGCUGGCUCCAAUAGCUGUCCUCUCUUAUGUCCUUGUGAUAAUGGCACAAACUUUGGCAUCCUGCAACGAUUCGAUAAUCCCCGCUUGAGCAGUACUGAGUACAUAUUGUACGGCAGAGCUGAGGCAGAUAUCAUGGGCGCCCCCGGGCAAGGUAUUAUUUCUUCGUUCUACUUGCAAAGUGACGAUUUGGACGAAAUCGACAUUGCCGAAAUUUUUGGAAGUGCACCUGCCGUGUACCAGACCAACUUUUUCGUCAAGGGGGACGUUGCUAAUUACGCCGACGGAGCUUACCACAGAGUCACCAAUUCCACCACGCAAAACUUCCACAGAUAUGGCGUACAGUGGAACCGGCUGGAAAUCGAGUGGACUCUCGACGGACAGGUUGUUCGCCAUAGAGCCGGGGGUACUCUCCCCUCUUCCCCGAUGCGGGUGAUUCUUAGUCUCUGGGUCGGUGGGGAUGAGGCAAAUGAUCCCGGCACUGUGCAGUGGGCCGGGGGGCCUACUGAUUUCGCGGACGCCCCGUUCAGCAUGUACGCAAGAAACAUAUACGUGGAGAACUAUUCAGAUGGCGGCUGCUACGUCUACGAAACAAAUCUGACGGUUUCCAUUGAAGACGAGUGCAGACAAAGCCAGUAUUUUGUCAAGUGGAACUCGACCAGUUAG
This is a messenger RNA of Metschnikowia bicuspidata var. bicuspidata NRRL YB-4993, 840 nucleotides long. RefSeq names its product Crh12p (gene CRH12). Gene Ontology annotation, molecular function: hydrolase activity, hydrolyzing O-glycosyl compounds; glycosyltransferase activity. Gene Ontology annotation, biological process: fungal-type cell wall organization; carbohydrate metabolic process. NCBI's taxonomy places the organism in Eukaryota, Fungi, Ascomycota, Pichiomycetes, Serinales, Metschnikowiaceae. The coding region runs from base 1 to 840 and encodes 279 amino acids. The record is from RefSeq and is a predicted model, not a curated record. The transcript has a single exon. Gene Ontology annotation, cellular component: fungal-type cell wall.